GGAGCAAACAGUGGAUGCAGAGCACAUCCAGGAGUCAGACACAGCGUGUGGACGGCACAAUGGCUUCAUCUCAAGGGAAGAGCGAUCUGCAAUCCGCAGACUGGAUGGCAAGUUUGCCACAAAGGAUCCACAGGGUCCCCCUCACCAGCCUGGCUAUCCCAGGAUCUCAUGACUCCUUCAGCUUCUACAUUGACGAGGCCUCUCCAGUAGGACCUGAACAACCGGAAACUGUCCAGAAUUUUGUUUCUGUGUUUGGAACUGUUGCCAAAAAGUUGAUGAGAAAAUGGUUAGCCACCCAGACCAUGAAUUUCACGAGUCAAAUGGAGGCCGGUAUAAGAUAUUUUGACCUCCGCAUUUCAACAAAGCCCAGAGACCCUGAUAAUGAGUUGUAUUUCGCUCAUGGAUUGUUUAGUGCCAAAGUCAACGAAGGUCUUCAAGAGAUUAAUGCCUUUCUGUCCAAUCACAGUAAAGAAGUGGUCUUUUUGGACUUUAAUCAUUUCUAUGGGAUGCAAAAAUACCAUCAUGAAAACUUAGUUCAAAUGCUUAAGGACAUCUUUGGGAAUAAGUUGUGUCCAGCUAUAUUUGCCCAGGAAGUGAGUCUCCAGUAUCUGUGGGAGAGAAAUUAUCAAAUUUUGGUGUUUUAUCACAGCCCAGUGGCUCUUGAAAUCCCUUUUCUGUGGCCUGGGCAAAUGAUGCCAGCCCCCUGGGCAAAUACCACAGACACUGAAAAACUGAUUCUGUUCCUGCAGUCGUCAAUCACUGAACGGAGGAAGAAAGGCUCGUUUUUUAUUUCUCAGGUGGUAUUAACACCAAAGGCUAGUACUGUGGUUAAAGGAGUUACCAGUGGCCUAAGAGAAACCAUUACUGAAAGAGCUUUACCUUCUAUGAUGCAAUGGGUUCGAACUCAAAAGCCAGGAGAAAGCGGAAUCAACAUCGUCACGGCGGAUUUUGUAGAAUUAGGCGACUUUAUCAGCACCGUCAUAAAGCUCAAUUAUCUUUUGGAUGAAGAGGACAGCAUGACUUGAUAAUGCAAGAGACCUUUCCAGAAAUAAGAUAUAAAUGCUGCAGUGUAAUUGUAUUAGCAAUGUUAUGAUGUAACACACAGAAUUCUUCCUAUUACCUUCCGAGUUGCUUGGGUCUUGUUGCUGGAGGGCUAAUCGGGAUAGUCAGACUAUUUUAGCUUAAUUUUACAUGUAGAAAUAGAAAAAUAAA
Molecule: messenger RNA, 1212 nt
Organism: Spea bombifrons (plains spadefoot toad)
Lineage: Eukaryota; Metazoa; Chordata; Amphibia; Anura; Pelobatidae
Gene: PLCXD3
Product: phosphatidylinositol specific phospholipase C X domain containing 3
Exons: 3
Coding region: 15-1025 (336 amino acids)
Biological process (GO): lipid metabolic process
Cellular component (GO): synapse
Molecular function (GO): phosphoric diester hydrolase activity
Source: RefSeq, a predicted model, not a curated record